GGUGUCCGCACUGUUGUGUCGUAAAUAGAUCUCUCAUACUCACUGCUGCUCAGAGGACACCUCGCUCAUGGAGCGGUGACACACUUUCGUUUCCCAGCAUGCAGCAGGAGCUUUGGCUGAGGGCCCUUCUUGAUACCUGCGUGUGCAAUGAGAUCGGCGGCUGCGCAAACACUCCUGACAAGACCGUCCGAACAAGAACUCAAAAAUGCCUUAUCCAACUGCGCCGCAGGACACAACCACAUCUCCAACUCCAGCAGAUCAGCACAGUCCAGAGCAAAGACGUCCACAGACACAGUUAAUUGUACUUCUUUGCAUCAUCAUGGCCAUAAUCGAGAUAAAUGUGAUAUUGCCGAGGGCCCCUGGAACCUAAACAACCCGGUGAAAGCCUCAAGGAGCCACCAGGAGCUUCACAAAGAGCUGUUACUGGCCCACAAAAAAGGGCUGGUGGUGGGCUGUAAGCCGGAGCUUCAGGCGGUUCUGGAGAGGAGGAAGAGAGAGAAGAGCCAGAGGGAGGAGGGAGAGCAGAGCAGGAGUCCUCUAGAGCAGGUGCUUCUCCAGCGCCAGCAGAAACACCAGGAGAUGAUGAAGGAGAAGGAAGACGAGGAGAAGUUACAUGAGGAGGUUCAGCUGUUGGAGUUUGUGCGAGUGAGACAGAACCUGAAGAGAGUCCAUACAGCUCUACAGAAGAACAUUCACUCCUGAAUCUGACUAAACACACACUUCAUUUGGCCACGC
Messenger RNA from Rhinichthys klamathensis goyatoka, 735 nucleotides. Its product is annotated as protein FAM107B. Gene Ontology annotation, cellular component: neuron projection; stress fiber; synapse. The transcript is spliced from 5 exons. Bases 148 to 702 code for a protein of 184 amino acids. Gene Ontology annotation, biological process: regulation of actin cytoskeleton organization; actin filament bundle assembly; actin filament polymerization. The record is from RefSeq and is a predicted model, not a curated record. NCBI's taxonomy places the organism in Eukaryota, Metazoa, Chordata, Actinopteri, Cypriniformes, Leuciscidae.